Molecule: messenger RNA, 5419 nt
Organism: Anarrhichthys ocellatus (wolf-eel)
Lineage: Eukaryota; Metazoa; Chordata; Actinopteri; Perciformes; Anarhichadidae
Product: muscleblind-like protein 2a
Exons: 9
Coding region: 2619-3785 (388 amino acids)
Biological process (GO): regulation of RNA splicing
Cellular component (GO): cytoplasm; nucleoplasm
Molecular function (GO): metal ion binding; RNA binding
Source: RefSeq, a predicted model, not a curated record
GAAGGUAGGCUAUCUGAGGUCUGCCGAUGGAAAUUAGCUACAAGCAGCAGGCUUGUUACGCAUUUAUUAUUCAGUAAUGUGGUUAUUGAGAAGUCGGUUUGCAGCCAAAUGAGAAAUUGAUAAGAUUCAUCUGUGAGCGAUGGUGGAGCAGGCUGGCCUGUCCAACAUGCUGUUUGCUCUGGAUGAAUGAUGUAGAGUUGUUUAAGUCAAGUUGCAUCCCGCAGUAAUAUACUGUUGUUGCUGCUCCUUUAAUCUGCUGCGUGUAGCAUAGUGAGACUACAUCCGCAGAAGGUGUAAGGUGACACUUUUGCUUUUCUCUAAGGCUGACACCCCCCCACCUCCCUCUUCAUAUAACGGCAGAGCGCUCGCCUGUGUUAUUUCAUUACAGGUGCUCUGAUGCCGAAGAUGACGUCAGUGUUCGGCGUCAUUCGCUGAGGUAGAGGAUAUUUCAUGCCAGAGAGAUUAAUCACCUCAAACCCCCCCCCCCCAAUCGCCCCUGAUCCAUUUGACAAAAUCUAUUCCCUGUGGAGCGUCACACUAUGAAAGCAUAAUCAGACAGUAAAUACGUUUGUUUAUCGUUGAACUGUAAAGCGUGUUGAGCCUCGUUGAUGUCAACGAAACACCCAGGCUGCUGCGUCAUUCACAGCCUUUGUAUGAGAGAGAGAGAGAGACAGACGGUACAGCUGUUCUAUUGAAUCUGGAUCGAAAAGUCAUGAAGCUGCUUCUCUGACUCAUCAGUUCUGUGACGUUCCGGUUUCUCGGCUCGUGUGAUGCCGACCGGCAUGUCAUCGGCUGGGUGGAGGAGGAGAGGACGGGUGGGGGAGGAGACAGACCAAGCAGUCCCAGCCACCACCAAUCUUCCCUUUUUUUCCCCCGAGCAAAUUCCGAUGCAAUAACAACAACAGAAAUGUUUGCCACUGUGCGAUUUUGCAGUCCAGUAAUCAGGAAUUUGAGUGAAACUGGGCUCGAAAGAUAUGUUUGAGAAAUGGGUUCAAACGUACAGGUGAGGGAUGGAAAAGAGAUGUGUGUGGGAGGGGAUGAGUUUAGAGGUCGGAUGCUGAGGGGAGGUAGAGGAGAGUCAGUGCUCUGGUUUCCUGGGGGGGGGGAAUGGUGUUAAAUGUGAUGAUAGAACACAGACAAGGACAAGGCUGAUUUUCAUUAUGCGACUGCAGCGACUCCUUGAUCACUGCUUACUUGUUUUGCCUUGUGGUACGAACAAGUCUAGACUUUACAUCUUUUUCCUAUUGGGAAACAAUUCAGGCGGUGCUGAUUUGAAUUUGAAUAUAAUCAAGUUCACAGGGAGAGCGAUGGAGACGGAAUAAAUAAUACGCCAGCUAGUUGAGCAGGGCACGAAAUUGGGGAAAUACCUUUUUACGAUCAGCAUUCAGGGGUUGUCACUGUAAGCACAGUUUUUCGCCCUAUCACACAGCCCACUCUGCUCCAAUGGAGAGGCACAAAAAGCAGUGAUUCAGUGGAGCCGCCUCUCCAUUGGCUGGAGCUGUUAAGGGGCGGGGCCUUGCCACAGGCUGGUGUGCAGGAAGGGGCUGGCUUUAAGGGGUGUGGGGGAGUUGGCUGGAAGUGUUUCAGCCAGAUAGUUGGAGGAGACACUCUUCUGCUUCCUGCCUGCCCGCCUGCCUGCCUCGCUCUCCGAGAGACUGAGAGAGAGAGAGGGAGAGAGAGAGCGAGAGAAACUCCCUGUCUAGGCAUGGACCCCCGGCUGCAGCACUCGGCAGCUCGCGAGGAAUGACAACAGUUCACUUGGUCAUUAACUCCGGUCGCUGAGGCUGAAGGGAAAGCUGCACUGUAGCUCAGUGUCACAGAAGCGCCGGGUGCCUCCUGUGUUCGGGACAGCAGACAGACAGACAGACAGACAGACAGACAGACUACGGGACCCAGUGGAAACGAGAUUGCUGACAGAAAGUGCCUUGUGAGACGACAUCUUACUUGAAGAUCUCCCGGGCGUUUUUACCCGAUUUUUCCCUUUCUUGGCUGCAAACCUGACCCCUGAACUGUUUGUGUGACCCCCAAGCGAAGCGGGCGGAGCUACCGCACUGCUGGCCGAGGUGCCAAAGCUCCGAGAGAGUAAGUCGCGAAGACUUUUGAACAAUAGGAAGCCACAUACUUUGUGUUCGAAAACUGUGCCAUUGCACCUCGAAAUAGCACCACUUUUGCCCCUCCCCCCCCCCCCCCCCCUCCAAACACCCACCCUUGCACAGAUAUCAUCACUCAUACGAAGGUCAUUUUGGAGACAUUGGUACAACAAGUAGAGCUUGUCUCUGAGCAUGCCCCCUCUGCCGUGUCAGAGGUCUGCACCCGGGACUUACUGAUUGAUGAACAAUUAUCUGUGCGACUGACGAACCCCACAACAGCAGUGCAGUCCCAUGCGCCGGACACCGAGACUUUUGCCAGUCCAUUGCCUCUACUUUCCUGUCCGCGAGGACAAACCCCAUCCACUGACCUGAAGCAGAUCACUUAUAGCGGCAUGUUCCUUCACUUUUAGUCUUUGUAUUUUUUUCCCCACUGGAACACUCUGAAAACCUCCUCCUCAGAGGAUAGCCUCCUCCUAAAAAACCAAGUGGCUCCACUCCACCCCAGCUUCCGCAGCCGGCGUUGCUGACAUGGCUCUAAACAUUGCAUCGAUGCGGGACACAAAAUGGCUGACCCUGGAAGUGUGCCGGCAGUUUCAGAGAGGGACUUGUUCGCGCAGCGACGAGGAAUGCAAAUUCGCCCACCCGCCCAAAAGCUGCCAGGUGGAGAACGGAAGGGUGAUCGCCUGCUUUGACUCGCUAAAGGGCCGUUGCACGCGAGAGAACUGCAAAUACCUCCACCCGCCCGCUCACCUGAAGACCCAGCUGGAGAUCAACGGGCGAAACAACCUGAUCCAGCAGAAGACAGCGGCCGCCAUGUUGGCUCAGCAGAUGCAGUUCAUGAUCCCCGGCACCACCAUGCAACCCGUGCAGACGUUUCCAGUCAGCCAGGCCCUUGGCUCCGGCGGCGGUUUGAGCUACACGUCGUACCUGACUCCCAUGUCCCACAGCAUGGGCCUGGUGCCCGCCGACAUCAUGUCCAACGCCCCCUGCAUCGUCCCCGGCAGCCCGCCCAUCUCCGUGACCGGCGGCUCCUCCUCCAACCAGAAACUGCUGCGCACCGACAAGCUGGAGGUUUGCCGUGAGUUCCAGCGGGGCAACUGCGCUCGCGGGGAGACCGACUGCCGCUUCGCCCACCCGAGCGACAGCCCCAUGAUCGACACCAGCGACAACACCGUCACCGUCUGCAUGGACUACAUCAAGAGCCGCUGCUCCCGCGAGAAGUGCAAGUACUUCCACCCGCCGGCCCACCUGCAGGCCAAGAUUAAGGCCGCCCAACACCAGGCCAACCAGACAGCCGUGGCGGCGCAAGCCGCCGCCACGGCUGCAGCCAUGACUCAGUCGACUGCCAAAGCAAUGAAGCGACCCCUCGAGGCAACUGUAGACCUGGCGUUCCCACACGGCGUCCUCCACCAGCCCCUACCAAAGAGACAAGCACUUGAGAAGAGCAACGGCUCCCUGUUCAACCACAGUGUUUUGCACUACCAGCAGGCGCUGGCCAACGCACAGCUGCAGCAGCCCACUUUCUUUCCCACAGGGUCAGUCUUGUGCAUGACUCCCGCUAGCAGUCUUGAUCAUCCUGAAGUAAUUUUCAGGAAGGGAGUGGAGUGUCACGAAGCUGCACUAGGAAACCCAAAACAGCCCCAGUGUAAAUACUACUUCACCUCUCCCAUAGAGGUCCAGCAACCUGCAUGCUAAGAGUGUAACACUUCAAUUUAACCGUAAGAACUGCAGUGCCGGUGUAACACACACAUUUAAAAAAAGAAAAUUAAAAAAGAUAUAUACUGUAUGUAUUGCUAGAAAAAACAACUAUUAACACGAAAAAGUCAAAACUAUUCUUAUGUAUAGUACUACAUACAUAGCAGACACAUAUAGAGGUCAUUCUAACACCUGUUCUCCCAAAGUACCGUGGACCCCUUCUCUUUUCAUAUUUAUUCUGAAAACCGCUGCACAAUGUUCAUCCCUUUGGUUAGAAACAAACAAAAAGAGACGCUUGAUUUGCACUAUAUGAGGCAUAUAGUGCGUAACGUGGAUGACAGGAAGAGUCACAGAAAACCCGUGCACAACCGCACCAGCGCUCAAGACUGUUGUUUCUUUUCCUCUCUACCAAGUUGAAUGUCCUUGGGGCAGACAGGCUCAUGUUUUCUUAAUGUGACUGUCCCUGCGAGGGGAACCUCAGUGACCCUCAUCUGCCCCAGAUGCUGUUAAGAUGCCAUGAUGACACUUACCCCCCCUCUCCCUCCCCCUGCCAACUUUUCAUCUCCGGAAACAUCUUGCCAAAGCGGAAGAGGUCGGUGGAAUCAACCUGCCAGAAAGCAGAGCACCCUGAUCAUUUUCUUAUUUGCCAUUGCGUAAGCUGCUCACGACGCACCCUGUUUAUUUGUUUGGGUGCCGGGUUCAGUUCCUUGUUCAGGGGGGAGCGGUGGGAUAGACUGUGCACGGAUUUCUGCAUGCAGUCAGGACUGGGGGAGGACAGUCGUGGCCAUUACUGAAGAAAAAAAACAAAAAACAAGCCUAAAGGCGCAGGGAUUGUGCCAAGGGCUUGAGGGGUUCGUUCCAGACGCACCAAGCCCUUUUCGUGCGUGUGUGUGUGAGACUGAUGGUCUGCCGGCAGACUGGGACUUGAAGCGAGGUCGAGCAGGUGAUGACAACACCAGGCCUGGUUGGAGAGGGGUAUUAUUUGGGAGGGGGGGGGGGGGGGGGGGGGGCGAGGGACUUAAAGUGCUAAGACUAAACAAAACAGACAAAAAAAAACGGUGCAUUUGACGACGCUCGUCAAGCAAAAGAUGACUUGCACUUCGACUGGAGGGCUAUCUGUGACCGUCGGUUUGUCCUGUCCAACCCUACUAUCACCGAUAAUCCUGUUCCAUUUUAGAAAAAAAACUGUAGAAGUGCCUAAAAAAAGCUCAUCCACGACACAUUCAUCCGAGAGCGCAUCACCAAGAGACGCAGACGCGACGCCGCCGGCUGUCAGGAGCGUUGAAAGGACUCUUUUUUCGGGGGAAAGACAUCACAUUUAUCCGUAAAUCGUCGCUGGAAAAAAAAAAAAACCCCGGCGACCGUUCAUCGACAUCACAAGUGACUUUAUCGAAGAAGUUAAAGAAACCGACAAAUCAAAAAAUAGCUUUGUAGAAUGUUUGGUGACUUUCACGGUGUACCAUCGUUUCUUACCACGGUUUGAGUAGUUUACAUGAGGAAUGUGUGAGACAAAAAAAAUGUAUUGUAAACUGUGUAAUGUAUGUAAAAGUGUCUCUUAUUUUGAGAGUUUAUAUUCAUGGUUCUAGAAAUGUAUUCAAAGUUAUUUAAAGUUUGUGUUGUGUCUACUAUCAAGG